AUGUACUGCAAAAAUAUCGCACUUGCUCUGGCUAUUGCCACAGGCGUCAUUGCCCAGCGCCCUGCCGACACUCCCAUCUGCGACUACUACACAACGGCGCUGUUGAAGAACAACACUGGCGCGAACCAAUACACGCUCCUUACGCUCUUGGUCAACACUGUUGUUAUUGGAAAUUAUACGAUGCCGAAUGUCGGAAUAAAGGUCGAUGGUAUCCUGGCACCUGGCAUGUACAACGGCGCUGAGGUCAACCUCCUUCCUUACUUCAACGGAGACUUGGCUUCAUCGAACCGGGGCGGCAGUUCCGGUGUGUCAGUCAACUUCCUCGAUGGAGGCGGUGCUGCCCCGUUGAUGAAAAACAUGCCUGCCAAUGACGACACAUCCAAGCAAUACUUCCUCUUGACUCACUUGUACCAAUUCUUCGGUGCCCUUCUCGGCUGCUCUCAAUACGGCAUGGCCGGGUUCCCCAAGUACAGCGGCUUUGCUUCCAUGUACGAGGUACACAAGUUCAUGGACUUGGACCAAAAUGAGCUUGGCUAUUUCAUUACCCAGGUUGCCAUGGCUGCUGCCUCUUUUGGUGUCGCCCAGGACGACCUCAAGGCAGUCGGUAUGGCUUUGAACCAACUCUUUGGCAUGCGCUGCAGCCCGCCUGCCACGGCCAUCCCAGAGCAGGGUCCUCAACUGCAGGCUAUUUGCAUUCAAGACAGCUGCCCCAUCUCUACCAACUCUACCUGCGCUAGCUACCAGCCCGCCAUGGCCCCGAAGAAUGCCACUGCGACGGGAGGCAUGAACGCUACCAUGACCUCAACGAUGACGGGUGCUACCAUGACUUCGACCAUGGCACCGAGCACGGUCCCAACGGCAGGUGCUGCUGCUCAGGGCGUCAGCUUAGCAGCUCUCAUCGCCGGGCUGCUGGCUUGCCUUAUCUGA
Colletotrichum abscissum is the source of this 927-nucleotide messenger RNA. RefSeq lists its product as uncharacterized. The record is from RefSeq and is a predicted model, not a curated record. The transcript has 3 exons. Lineage: Eukaryota; Fungi; Ascomycota; Sordariomycetes; Glomerellales; Glomerellaceae. The coding region runs from base 1 to 927 and encodes 308 amino acids.